Molecule: messenger RNA, 1539 nt
Organism: Gossypium raimondii (Peruvian cotton)
Lineage: Eukaryota; Viridiplantae; Streptophyta; Magnoliopsida; Malvales; Malvaceae
Exons: 7
Coding region: 166-1056 (296 amino acids)
Biological process (GO): transmembrane transport
Source: RefSeq, a predicted model, not a curated record
AAACUUUUGUAAGAAGCGUAAAGAAAAAUAACAACAAAUAAAGAAAAAAUCUUUAAAUUCAAGCUUUGAUUUUUGUUCCUAAAAAACCGAAGCUCUGUUUCUUUUUACCUAAUAGAUUUGCAGUCUUUGGUAAAUUUUGCAACUAUUUUUGGGUUACAUUUAGAUAUGCAGACGGAAGCAAGAGUUGGUGUGGUAAAUUCAAGCCAUGGAGGAGGGGGAACAAAUGGUGGGGUUGAAACAACAAGCUUGAAAUUUAAGCAGCAACAGCAAGAGUUAUUACAAGCUCAAAAAACCCAGAUCGGUACUGUCUCUCAGUUGCUUGCUGGUGGGGUUGCUGGUGCUUUAAGCAAGACUUGUACUGCUCCUCUUGCUCGUCUCACCAUUCUUUUUCAGGUGCAAGGUAUGCACUCUGAUGCUGCCACAUUAAGAAAAGCUAGUAUAUGGCGUGAAGCAUCACGUAUUGUUGGUGAAGAAGGUUUCAGAGCCUUCUGGAAAGGGAAUCUUGUCACUAUCGCACAUCGUCUGCCGUAUUCUUCUUUAAAUUUCUAUGCCUAUGAGCAGUAUAAGAAGUUACUAUAUAUGCUUCCAGGAUCGGAAAAUCAUGGUAAGAGUAUGAGUGCCGACAUUUGCAUACAUUUUGUAGCCGGUGGCUUGGCAGGAAUUACUGCUGCAUCUGCUACAUAUCCACUGGAUCUUGUUAGAACACGUCUCGCAGCCCAGACAAAUGAUACAUACUACAGAGGCAUUUGGCAUGCUUUACGAACUAUUUGCAAAGAUGAGGGGGUUUUAGGCCUAUACAAAGGACUUGGAACGACUCUCUUAGGUGUUGGACCCAGCAUAGCAAUUAGCUUUUCAGUAUAUGAGAGCUUGAGGUCUUUUUGGCAGUCACGCAGGCCCCAUGAUUCCACUGUCCUGGUCAGUCUAACUUGUGGCAGUCUUUCUGGGAUUGCAUCAUCAACAGUUUACACUUGUGUGGAUCCACUUCACUGCAUUGUUCUAUUUUUCCUGAAUAACUAUCUUUUAGAGAAGCAGGUUACGGUGCAGGCUCUGCAUUAAGAAUCUAAACCAGAUUGCAUCCUAGAGCCGUGACCCAAACCGGAGUUGUUUUUUGUAAUGGCAUGAGAGGUUUAGUAAGGAAGUCAACAAGAAAUUUACCAUUUUUCUCUUCUCUACCGUUAUUUAUUCUUAUGUCAAACUUGGUUAUAACUUCGCUCUAUUACGGGUUUUUUUCAACAACUUUUCUCCCCAAGGAUUGCAGUUUGUCCCGUAAUGCUCUACUCUCAGGUGAACUAAUACUGCUUCCUCAAGAUAUCAGUGUGAGAGAGGUAUCCUCCUUGAGGUAUGCUUCUCGGUUAGGCUUAGUGGAUCGAAGUCCUUGUGAUGUUGCUGGUGCUUUUUUCCAGGAACUCACCAUUAAUUUGUACCAAAUGUGGAGUAAGCUCAAUAUUGUACAUAGGACAGAUAUUUUACUAACAAAAUAGUGAUUCAAACGUGUGAGCAGGGUCAAACUACUAGCUUCUAUUAAUGGAAGCUAACCAU